AUGGGGCCGAGUUCCGGGCGCCCGGCGGCCUGUGAAGAGCAGAGUGUGGCAGCUGGAAGCCGGGGAGGCAAAGCUAUGUUCCGAAUCGAGGGCCUUGCGCCGAAGCUGGACCCCGAGGAGAUGAAACGGAAGAUGCGCGAGGAUGUAAUCUCGUCCAUACGGAACUUUCUCAUCUAUGUGGCCCUGCUGCGAGUCACACCUUUUAUCCUAAAGAAAUUGGACAGCAUAUGAAGAUGGGCAUCACAUGUGAAUGCAUGAUAUGAGGAACCCAGUUACAAUUUCUACUCCUAUCUGCAAAUGAAUAGGCCCGGAAAGAUGUAAGAGACUCUUUGAUUGAAUGGACAUAAAAAUCCUACUUGUUAAGAACAAGUUUGGCUCUGGUAACUGACCUUCAUAGCUAAAAUUUAAAACUACUUGGGAAGUAAAGACAUCUUGGGUGAUAAUACACCUAUAUGCCUGUGAUGUUCAGCCUCUGUGAAUGUUGAUAUAAUUGUAAGUAAUGUCAAACUCCAUUUUCUAGCAAGUAUUAAUUAUAAGGGAAUUAUGUCUACAAAGCACUGUCUUGUUAGUCUUUUCUGUUUACCUUUCACUUCUGUCUGGAGUACAUAUGUUGAAGAGUUCCUUAUGAUUAGUUAUGUUUUACAGAAGCCAGCACACAGCCACAACAACACUUAAGCACAGGAUGUUCAGUCUGUAUUUUUAAAGUAGCAACUAAGAAAAAAAUUGGGAUUUUAUUUCUCUUAACCUACUUUUUGCUGCAGAUCUCUGUAAUAUUGUAAUUAUUACAAACUACAUUAAAUUGAGUUCCUCUUGUUUUGGACUGAAGGAUUUGCUGAUGCUGAUAAAGUGACAUCAUUUUA
Molecule: messenger RNA, 860 nt
Organism: Zalophus californianus (California sea lion)
Lineage: Eukaryota; Metazoa; Chordata; Mammalia; Carnivora; Otariidae
Gene: TOMM5
Product: translocase of outer mitochondrial membrane 5
Cellular component (GO): mitochondrial outer membrane translocase complex
Source: RefSeq, a predicted model, not a curated record